GAUCCUGGUUCAUUGUCAAGAGAGUAUUUGAUCAAAUCGUCAAGUAUCGUGGCUUCAGAGCAUGCAAUGAUCCUGCUAACUCAAACCACACUGGCACUGUUUCAGGCAGAGAAAGAAUACAAGGAGGCGUUGGAUGCUCUAGCAUUUUUGUUGGAGUUGAAGCUUCAAGUUCUAGGUGACCCUACUAAGGAGGCUCAAAUCUGGGACAUUGUUCUCGAGGGAUGGGAUCUGGUACAGCGUACAAGAAAGAAACGUAAUGAGUUACAGAUGCUUCAACCGUGUACAGAAAGAUUAGUAGACACAGCAGCAGAAGUGACUUAUAUGACAAGUGCCAAGGUAGUUGCGGUGAGUGCUUCAGAGAAAUUAAUAACUGUGAACAGGUAUCUCCGUGAAACCACAGAGGCUUCUGUUAUGGCAGAAGCCAGACUAACAGAAACUGAAGUGAAGACAAUAUAAGUGGAAGGCAAGUAUGCCGAAGAACACAAAGAAGAGUUGGAGGAACAGAGACAAAAGCUCAUAGUUGAAGGAAUUGUAGUUGCUGGUGGUACUAAAGAUACUGUUGAUUUGAAAAAGGGUGUUACUAAAGAUACUUCUGAUUCAAAAAAAGGCUAUACACAUUAUGAUACAAAUUUAAAAAAAAUGAACAAUCAACAACAAAGGAUAAAGAAAAGGAUGUUUUUUUUUAAUAAUUGACAAAUGGAGCUCAACUGGAGUAGAUAAAAGUGCACAAGAUAUUUGACUUUAUUUCAGCGAACACAGUGUAGAAAAUGAAUAUGUAGAUUUAAAAGUUCUUUAUUAUUUAAAAAAAGGAAUUGGGUGGAUAAAGAGGAUGUUAAGCAUUUCAAUAUUGGUUAGUAGAAAAUUCAAUUUUAAAAAGACUUAAUCACAGUUUGUCAAAAUGAUAUUAAGUUGUUUAAUUGAAAACAUUCAAAAAGGAAUGUUUGCUAUGUAUUUAUAGUAGG
This is a messenger RNA of Dreissena polymorpha, 962 nucleotides long. RefSeq lists its product as uncharacterized. Gene Ontology annotation, cellular component: mitochondrion. The record is from RefSeq and is a predicted model, not a curated record. Gene Ontology annotation, biological process: apoptotic process. NCBI's taxonomy places the organism in Eukaryota, Metazoa, Mollusca, Bivalvia, Myida, Dreissenidae. The transcript has 4 exons. Bases 67 to 456 code for a protein of 129 amino acids.